AUGGACUUACUCCACGAGAGUCCGGGGGCGGAGAAAAGCGUGCGGGUUUUCUGGAGCUCGCACCUGACCCCAGGCCAUGAGGCCGCGAGGCAGAAGUGGCUGUCGCCAGUGCUGGAGUCGGAUGCCGCGAGCGAGAUCAAAUUUUCGCUGCCACCCUUCAACAACGCAGGCAGACUGGAGUUCCCCACAAAGGUGCAGAGGAUCAAUGCCCCGGCAUUCGGCCCGAACAUCAGCAACGCGGUGUUGAACAUGUACAAGUCUCCCGAGAUGAAGAGUCUUGCGGACCGCCUGAAUGUUCACGUGCCUCCCAACACUCUCAAUAAGUUUAUCCAGGGUAAGAUGUCGAAGGUGCACGACAUGAUAAGACACUGCCGGGAGACCUCGGAGAUCGCGGAUAGCAGCGCGGCUGCGACACAGAGGUUGUCACAGUUCGUGGAGGAGUUUGAGGCGCUCGAUGGGGCAUCGAUCAGCAGCAUGAGCGAUUGGGAUGCGUUCGUCGACAGGCACGUCGCUCCUGGAUGGAAGGCCAGAAUGCAUUUCGACCACCUUCUCGGCAACUUCGGGUUUGAGAAAGAGGUUGCAGACACAGUCCGGAGGGCGACUUUCACAAGGGAAGACGGUGAGACAGUCACCUUCGAGGCGCAUGCGUGCAGGUGGCUGGGAAAGGCGCUGGGUGCCUAUGGUCCCGAGGGGUGUCUUGUCGAUGUCGUGAACCUGGUCUUCGCUAUGACUAGUGAGGACCCAGAAGGCCUCAGCGACGUCGAUAUCGCCGACAGGAUUGACGCGUUCUACAGGCGAGUGGACGCCAAGGAUACCGCAACCCUGGAUCCCAACGCACUUCUUCAUGGACGCGGAGCUCGAUGACUGCCUUGCCUGGGUCCUGCUCGAGCGCGUGCUGGAUGGCCUGGAGCCGCGGCUGAGCGUGCUCAUUCAGCUCCCGGCCUGUGGGGCGUUCGACGCGGUUGCGAAGCUCUGGGAGGGCAGGCCUGGCUGCGAGAUAUGGCGCGACCCCGACUCGCGCAACGCGGGCCCGUUGAGCAGCCUAUUCCUCAAUAGCAAGGACACGGACAACGGCAAGGGCAAGGACGCAGGCUCCAAGGGCAAGGGGAAGAGCAAGCCUUCGAAGAGUGAUUCCUGGGACUACCCGCCCUCGUCGUAGAAGGGCAAGAAGGGGUCCAUCAAGAGCAAAGGCAAGUCCUAGACUUCUAUGGGUACGACAACCUACAGCUCGCACGACAAAUUAAUCCCACAGGUUAUGGAAUGGUUCCAGUGGGCUAUGGGACGGCUGCCACGAGAGUGAUCAAAUUCGUGCCACUUGGGGGCUAUCGGAGGUCCGAGGAUUUGAUACACUAGUCACGCUCUUCUGAUACUGGCUUUUGCAGCGUGUUUCACAUAUUUGGUGUAUCCGAGUGUGUCGCUCCACUGGAGACUCGUGCUGUGGUCUGACGUCCAUCUCGGUCCAGCUGUGGAUCCCUCACUGUUGCCUGCCUUCCUCCUGGAUUUCUCUGUACGCCUGCCCGCGAGGGCUAACUGUGCGAGUGCCGCUGGUAAAGCCAAAUUGGUGUACGCACUCACGGGUUCCUUUUGUUGGCAUCCUUUUUCUGUACAGUUGUCUUGCCAUUAUUGCAGGCACCGUGCUGACCUGUUGUCAGAGCGAGAAUUACCUACCCCGCUUUCGCUUCCAGGCAAAAGCAAGUCAUACCACGCGCCUCCUCGUCAAGCGGCCUGACCAGUACAGGCCGCAGUUUGGCAUCGCCUGGUACCUCUUGGAAGCGAGGGCGGUCAAAAGCGAGGUAGGUCUGCUUGCCCCCUAUGCUGUCGUCGCUGCGACAGCGUGCGACGUGGCGCCACCGGCCCGCUUGCCACACGCUGUUCCCCAACCCCGGGGAUCGCGUGCACUGCAGAACA
Messenger RNA from Prorocentrum cordatum, 1908 nucleotides. NCBI's taxonomy places the organism in Eukaryota, Dinophyceae, Prorocentrales, Prorocentraceae. The record is from the annotation of a GenBank genome assembly.